UGAUGUGGUUGGCGGGUCCCACUCUGUACUUCAGGACCGGAGCCAUCUCUGUCCAACAUUAUGCACACCUUUCUUUUUGUACCUUAUUUCCUAUUUGAUUUCAAGUAGUUUAAUCAUAAAAUAUAAUUUAUUCCCCCCACCUGGUUGAAUGUCACAAAAGAAAAAAAAUAAUGUUUUGUUAUUGUUCCCAAGCCCGCAUCGAGCCCACGUGACUGCUCCCACCGGAUGGGCCGAAUCUCGACUUUCUGGAGUCGAAAGCUCGACCGCUGAACAUCGCAACAUAGAGCCGCCGCCUGGGCACAUAGGGCAGGGAGAGAAGCUCCGAGACAUGCCUGGAGAGAAGCCCCGAGCCAUGCCGGGGCUCGUCGCAAUGCUGGUCGUCCUUGUGGCGGCCAGCGCCGCUCAGGAGGACGUCACGGACAACAUCCUCAACAGCCUGUCGCGAGCCGCAGCUUUCCUGGAGAGCGAGCACGAGAACAUCAACCUGGACGGGGUGGUCGGUUACCUCAUACUGCAGGCCGAGCUGAAGGAGGCCGUGCGGACGUGGCCCCACUCCGACCCCCUGAGCUGGGCCCAGCGGACCUCCACCGUGGCCCUGCUGCGGAGGCUGGACCAGAGCCUGGCCAAGGCCACGCUCGCCCUGCAGAGACACGACCCCAAGUACUACCGAGAGUUCGAGCCCCUGCUGGACUGGCGGUUCUGGAGGGUCCCCCAGGCCUGGGGCUCCACGGACCCCAGCCUGCGCUACGCGUCCAGCCAGCCCAGCGAGUGCUACGAUGAGCAGCUGAGCGACUCCUGCAUGACGCUCCUCUUGGGCACCUGGAAGCAGAAGGGGACUCCGUGCAUCGUGACCGAGUCGUGCAGAGACACCAUGACCAUGUUCGACUGCCCGCUCUACUCACUCUCUCACCAGCUGCUCUACUUCCUCAUCGCUUCCAUGAAGGGCUGCAGCAGCCUGCUGAAGGGAGACGUCCGGGAGUCCAGAGCCAACCUGACGGAGGCAGACUACCAGAAGAUCUUCUGCUCCAACAUGAUGAGCAGCAACCAGGAGGCCCUGAAGACCGGCCUCAACGCACACACCCAGGACAUCUUCAUCGAGAACAUCUUGCUGUGUGGUCUGGCCGGCUUCUCAGACUUCUACAAACCGGACUGGCUGCAGCACAUCCUCAGACUGCAGGACCCGACGUCCGGUUGCUUCGGGAGGGAUGAGCGGGCGAUGUCCCAGAUCAUGGGGGAGGAGCUUCUGGAGCAGCUGCGCCCCCCGCCCCCGCCCCCCAGGAGGGUGAAGCGGAGGGAGAAGACCCUGAGAGACGGGUGCUCCAGUCAUGUGACCGGGGUGGCGGUGAGUGCGCUGGGCGGCUACCUCAACUACCAGCUGACGGAGCAGGACAUCACCAAGAGACCGCUGGCCCCACCCUCCUCAUAAUGGCCCCGCCCCCCUCCUGACGGACCCGCCCCCUCCUGAUGGCCCCGCCCACCUCCUGAUGGACCCCCCCUCCUGAUGGCCCGCCCACCACCUGAUUAGCCAGCCCCGCCCACCUCCUGAUGGCCCCACCCCCCUCCUGGUGGCCCGCCCCCUCCUGAUGGCCCCACCCCCCUCCUGAUGGCCCCCGACCCCUCCUGGUGGCCCCGACCCCUCCUGGCCGUUAGUCUACAGAGGAUCUAUCUAGAGGAUGAAGAUGGCAGGAUGUGAGAAACGGGAGCAGACUGGACGGACGUAUCACAGACCACGAUUUAUUAUCUACACACCUGUUCAAUAAAAAUGAUGUUACCAUGGA
Gadus macrocephalus (Pacific cod) is the source of this 1778-nucleotide messenger RNA. RefSeq names its product chromosome 2 C16orf89 homolog (gene c2h16orf89). NCBI's taxonomy places the organism in Eukaryota, Metazoa, Chordata, Actinopteri, Gadiformes, Gadidae. The transcript is spliced from 8 exons. Bases 149 to 1426 code for a protein of 425 amino acids. Gene Ontology annotation, cellular component: membrane; cytosol. The record is from RefSeq and is a predicted model, not a curated record.